Molecule: messenger RNA, 1147 nt
Organism: Meloidogyne enterolobii
Lineage: Eukaryota; Metazoa; Nematoda; Chromadorea; Rhabditida; Meloidogynidae
Source: the annotation of a GenBank genome assembly
AAUGGAAGAGGACAAUGCUAACGACAUAAUAAAAUGGUUAUUUAAAGACAAAACACAGGCUGACUGUAAAGGAAUUGUUGAAAUGAGUGGGGAUGGAGCGAGGAAGACGAAAUGGGAGGCAAGACUGAAAGGAAACUUGCUGGCCUUGGAAGCUGUUGAUUUUACGGCAGAGCCAAUUCUGUUUGUCUGUGAAAAACUUGAAUUUUGGCCUUCAAAUAAAUCACAAAAUGGAUUGAGUUUAAGACAAAACAGCAAAGAAUUUUUGAUGGAAUUUGUUGGGGGAGAUUGUGUGGAUAAAUGGGCAAUGCAGUUGGGAGUAUGUUCUCACAGAGUUACCCAGGCUGAAUAUGAACAAGCUCUUUUUUCGCAUUAUUCUCACGAUUCUUCCAAAACUGGAUGUUCUCCUCCCUCCCCGUUCAGUUCUUUUCUUCUUUCUCAAUUAGCAAAGGAACAAACUUUCAAUCUUUUCCAGUCAGCAAACAUUCCAAACAAAAAAGUUGUAUUAAAAGAAGCAAUGUACGAGACAAGACUUUCAUUUUUAAUACCUCAAGAAAUGAUUAAAUUAUCGUUAAAAUGGACAAGUGAAAUGCGUGAUGAAUUACUGGAUAAACUUUGGGGAAUUAAAAAUUCAACAAUGUUGGAUACUUUACAUAUGUUUGUUAGACAUUUGAAUUCUAAUAUUGAGAUCCACACACAGGCAUCAGAAUUUUUAGAAAAUUAUUUGGGACCUUCUUUCCGACCUUCAGUAGAAAAAUAUCGUCUCUCAUUUCUUCACGUUCCAACAAAUUUACAUGUACAAAUGUUUUAUAUAGACAGUAAAAAUGUUGGAAAUUUUGUAACCUCAGGAGCAUUAACAGCAAUGCCUUUGCGUUAUUCUAAUGGAGGAAUGUUUAAUUUAAGAAAUAAAUUUCUAUCCAACUUAACACCCCAAGCAAUUGACCAAACAGAUGAAGGACGUUUUUAUAGACGAAAACAGACCUUAAUUAAAUUAAAAAGAAUGAUUGGAGAAUUAAGUAGAAGAAUUGAUAUUGAAUGGAAAAUAAAUGAAAAGGGAGUUAAUAGUGCUGAUAAAAUUGUUGUUGGAAUUUUCGCUGAGUCUAAACAGUAUCGUUGUUGGGUUGGAAAAGGAACCGAAUUCAGUUCCUGA